AUGGUUCCGUUGAAUAUGAUGGUUCAAUAUGGACGAACUGAUCAUUUGGUUCAUCCACUAUGCGAAGCAUUGUUAUGCCAUAAAUGGGUAACAUAUGGUUUUCCAUUACAUUUAAUACAAUUGGUUUUUUAUUUAUCAUUCCGCUAUGUUCAAUGGAUAUUACAUAUAUCAACAUUAGUUUUUGCUUUACCAUUUCUAUUUGAUCAAUCAAUACAUUAUCAAUGGGAAGCUGGUUCAAUUGCCAUUUUUGUUGCCUGGUUUGCACUGUUAUUUUCGUUGGGACGUCUAUCCUAUGAUUUAAUAUAUCUUCCUAUGCAAAAACGUACUGUUCUCUGA
Messenger RNA from Didymodactylos carnosus, 336 nucleotides. The record is from the annotation of a GenBank genome assembly. Lineage: Eukaryota; Metazoa; Rotifera; Eurotatoria; Philodinida; Philodinidae.